AUGAUUCGGCAAGUGCAUCCUACGCCCGAUGUGGCUAAGGGCGUUAAGUACUGGGAGGGUGUUCCUGCAACUGUCGAUGGAGUAUUGGGCGGCUAUGGUAAUGGUACAUUGCCUCGCGUUGACGCUCUAGGUUCGCGAAUGUUCCUUAUGCGAACGUUGCCCUACCUGAGCGCAACGCCCUCACCAGCCUACAAUGGGUCGCCUCAGUCCUGGCUGGAGAUUCGACUUCAACAACGCGGUGGAAAAGGGAAGACAGUGACACGUGCACUUGAUUGUGGUGCGGGGGUAGGUCGUGUGACAGCGGAUGUCCUAUUACCGCUGGUCGAUGAGGUGCAUCUGGUGGAACCUGUCGCCAAAUUUCUGCACGAGGCGAAACGACGCUCAACGAGUUGGUUGCCCAUGCGAAACACGGAAGCAAACUCUCCUUUCCACGCACAAAAAGCCGUCCAUUUCCAUAUCUCUACUCUACAGGACUUUAAUGUCGCUGAUCCAACCUCAAAUCCGGCUUAUUCGGAUUCGAUUCCCCCUACAUACAUGGAAAAACCGACUCCUCUUCCUCUUGCGCCACUAUUGUAUGAUAUUAUACUGUGCCAGUGGUGCUUGCAACAUCUGUCUGAAAAAGACCUCGUGUCCUUCUUACGAGCCUCUCAAAAAGUGCUUCGUCCACCUCUUCCUGCCGAAGAUGAGUCCAUGGCAUGGAAUGGCGGUAUUAUUUUUGUAAAGGAGAAUGUAUGCCGUGAUCCAGAGGACGGCACUGAAGCUAGUUGGUAUGACGACGAGGACUACUCGGUGACCCGAUCGAGGCGUAUAUAUGAGCGUCUAUUUCAUGAAGCAGGUCUUACGGUCGUACGGUCCGAGGUGCAACUAGGGUUUCCGCCCGAGCUGUUUGAAGUGCACAUGUGCGUACAAUCCAUUGACACCAGGUGGGCAUUGCGCUAG
Malassezia sympodialis ATCC 42132 is the source of this 939-nucleotide messenger RNA. RefSeq lists its product as uncharacterized. The transcript has a single exon. Bases 1 to 939 code for a protein of 312 amino acids. Gene Ontology annotation, cellular component: cytoplasm. The record is from RefSeq and is a predicted model, not a curated record. Gene Ontology annotation, molecular function: N-terminal protein N-methyltransferase activity. Lineage: Eukaryota; Fungi; Basidiomycota; Malasseziomycetes; Malasseziales; Malasseziaceae. Gene Ontology annotation, biological process: N-terminal protein amino acid methylation.